Molecule: messenger RNA, 235 nt
Organism: Entrophospora candida
Lineage: Eukaryota; Fungi; Glomeromycota; Glomeromycetes; Entrophosporales; Entrophosporaceae
Source: the annotation of a GenBank genome assembly
UAUUGCUUGUUAUAUUUUUGAAUGGAAAAAGAAAAUUACAAUUGAUGAGAUAGAGAAUGCAGUUAGAACCUGUGACCUUAAUAAGAUAAUAAAUUUUAUUGGUGAGACUGAUGUUCCUCAUGAUACUUCUCACAUGAUAAUGUACAGUGCAGUAGACCCUCAAACUUUUCAACAAUACAAAGUUCAAUUUGCAUCUUCUAUCACCAGAGAAAAAAAACAUAUCAAAGAUUUUUAA